AUGGCUUGUGUUGAGCUAUGCCAAUGUUGUCUUCGAGCAAAUGAAGAAGAGGUUGCAUAUCAGUGGUGUAAUGACUGCAAUGAAGCUGUUUGUAAAAAUUGCGGUAAAGCCCACAGACGAUUUUCCAGUGCUCAUGAUGUUAUAUCGAUAAAAGAUGCUCCUGUUGGUAGAAAAGCCGUACCAAAAUACUGUGUUUCACAUGAAAAUAAAAAACUUAUACUGUUUUGCGUAGAACAUGAUAAACUUAUUUGUCAUGCAUGUUUAUCAGAAAGCCAUAGGCAAUGCAAUUCAAUUGUGGAAAUAGAAAAGGCUGCAGUUGGCAUAAAAGACAGUGCUGCAAUAAAACAACUAAAAGAGAAAAUGACAACAUUGAAAAGUAUUCUCGAAAAGACACAAAUUGAGAAUGAACAACAACUGACUACAAUCAAUAUAGAUAAAGAGGCCGCAAUUGACCACAUUGAAGAAUUCCUGCAAAGUUUUAAAGAUCAUUUAAUACAAAUUGAUAUUAAUCUUCAUAUGAAAUACGAGAAAAUAGUAAUACAAAAUAAACAAAACAAAGAAAUUUUAACCGAUCUAACACAAAGCCUGCAAGAACAAGCGGAUUGGUUGUGUAUGUUAGAAAGUUGUUCCUCUGAAAGUAACAUAUUCCACGCAGUAAAACAUCUUGAUAGCAUACAAGAAUCAAAAGAGAAACAAGUCAAUAAGAUCAAAAACGAUUUGAUAACCAUUCCUUUGGACGUUUUACCUCCCGAGGCAACGAAAAGCAUCGAAAAUUUUUUCCAAGAUUUUAACCAGAAAACAGUAUCUCAAACUGUGCAUUCUAUUACCACUUCGACCAGUGAAUUGAAACUACCACAAAUCAAUACAGAUAGAGAAAUUCAGCCUUCACCGCCCCGGUAUCAAGAAUUUAUUCCAAGCAAUAACUGUGUGUUUGGUGCAUUCUGCUUCACCGAAGACGAUCGUAUGUUUGUUGAGGAAUUUGUUCUACCUGGAUACGAAAGUUCAUUAAAAUAUUGUCUACAAGUAUUUGAUUUGCAAACUAAUAAGUCUAAUACGAUUGUGAUUUCGGACAACUUCAAAUGGGACUAUUCGGGCUCAGUGUGCAUGUAUGACGAAAAGUUUGUUCUACUAGCAUCUAUGAAAGCGGUCAUGGUAAUUGAUACGAAACUUCUUAAAAUGUGCAGAACAAUUAAACUAGAGCAGUCCGUAGUUCGUGGUAAUCUUAAAGGAAUAAAAUGGAUCUCGUGUAAAGGAGGGAAUAUAUACGUAUUGGUUCAGUCCCAACACGGUUUAUGGUUAUGUUCCAUAGACUUUAACGGUUGUAUUUUACAUGAAGUUGAUCUUCCACAUUCUUUAGCUGAUAUUGAUUUUGACGGUUCGAAAAGGUUUUUUUAUACAGACAAUCGAGUAAAUGACAUUCAUUGCAUUUCAAUUAACAAAAGCUCGACUACUUCAAAGUGUUAUUCAAGUCUUGAUUUAAUAGCAGGUUGUUCAAUAUUGCAUAUUUCCGGUGAUGAGCUAUUAGUGCUAGAGAAAAACACAAAUACAAUUUAUAAACUAGAUAUAAAAAAUCAACGUCGGUCAAUUUUGAAGCAAACAGACGAUACAGAAAAUCUGACUCAUUUUAACUUAAACCUUAAGUUAAACAAAAUUGCCAUAAUGAUAGGUGGUGGAAAACGUAUUAGACUUCUUCCAUUUUAA
Messenger RNA from Mytilus trossulus (common blue mussel), 1701 nucleotides. RefSeq lists its product as uncharacterized. Lineage: Eukaryota; Metazoa; Mollusca; Bivalvia; Mytilida; Mytilidae. The record is from RefSeq and is a predicted model, not a curated record. Gene Ontology annotation, molecular function: zinc ion binding. Bases 1 to 1701 code for a protein of 566 amino acids. The transcript has a single exon.